This is a messenger RNA of Myotis brandtii (Brandt's bat), 1308 nucleotides long. RefSeq names its product galactose mutarotase (aldose 1-epimerase) (gene GALM). The transcript is spliced from 7 exons. NCBI's taxonomy places the organism in Eukaryota, Metazoa, Chordata, Mammalia, Chiroptera, Vespertilionidae. Gene Ontology annotation, biological process: beta-D-galactose catabolic process via UDP-galactose, Leloir pathway; glucose metabolic process. The coding region runs from base 95 to 1123 and encodes 342 amino acids. The record is from RefSeq and is a predicted model, not a curated record. Gene Ontology annotation, molecular function: carbohydrate binding; aldose 1-epimerase activity.
CGGGUCCCACCCCUUUCCCAGUAAACUUCUGUCGCUCCCACUUCGGCUGCAGGAGUUGGAAGGGCCAGGAGUCCCAGCACACCCUGCUUUCCCCAUGGUUUCGGUGACCAGAUCCGUGUUUGGAGAGCUGCCCUCGGGGGCAGGGACAGUGGAGAAGUUCCGGCUGCAGUCAGACCAGCUGAGAGUGGACAUCCUCUCUUGGGGUUGCACCAUCUCGGCCCUGGAGGUCAAAGACAGGCAGGGCAGAGCCUCAGAUGUAGUGCUGGGCUUUGCCGAGUUGGAAGGGUACCUCCAGAAGCAGCCCUACUUUGGAGCCGUGGUUGGCAGGGUGGCCAAUCGAAUUGCCAAGGGAACAUUCACAGUGGACGGGAAGGAGUAUAAGCUGGCCAUCAACAAUGGGCCCAACAGUCUGCAUGGAGGAGUCAGAGGGUUUGAUAAGGUCCUCUGGACCCCUCAGGUGCUGUCAAAUGGCGUCCAGUUCUCCCGGGUCAGUCCGGACGGUGAGGAAGGUUACCCUGGGGAGUUAAAAGUCUGGGUAACAUACACGCUGGAUGGUGGGGAGCUCGUGAUCAACUACCGAGCGCAGGCCAGUCAGACCACACCCGUCAACCUGACCAACCAUUCUUAUUUCAACCUGGCAGGCCAGGGUUCCCCGAAUAUAUACGACCAUGAAGUCACUAUAGAAGCCGAUGCCUUUUUGCCUGUGGACGAAACCCUGAUUCCUACAGGAGAAGUUGCUCCAGUGCAAGGAACCGCAUUUGACCUGAGGAAGCCAGUGGCGCUUGGGAAACACCUGCAGGACUUCCACGUCGGUGGCUUUGACCACAAUUUCUGUCUGAAGGGCUCGAAGGAAAAGCACUUUUGUGCGCGGGUCCAUCAUGCUGGAAGCGGGCGGGUCCUGGAAGUGCACACCACCCAGCCCGGGGUCCAGUUUUACACGGGCAACUUCCUGGAUGGCACCCUGAAGGGCAAGAGUGGAGCAGUCUAUCCCAAGCACUCUGGUUUCUGCCUCGAGACCCAGAACUGGCCCGAUGCAGUCAAUCAGCCCCACUUCCCGCCUGUGCUGCUGCGGCCUGGUGAGGAGUAUGACCACACCACUUGGUUCAGGUUUUCUGUGGCCUAAGGAAAUGUGAAGACAUGACCUGCUCCAGGGCCAGGCUGGGAGCCCUUCAGCAGCCUGUCUCCUAUUCAGAGAUGAGAUGAAGAUCAGAGGCUUUAAAAGUGAUCCCAUGAAUUAAAAUCAUACAAAUGGAAGCUGCCAUGACAACCACUCUGAAUACUGAUCUCCUUUCCAGUGACUGGCUCUAA